This is a messenger RNA of Penicillium canescens, 971 nucleotides long. It is a transcript of the gene erg2, whose product is annotated as C-8 sterol isomerase ERG2. The transcript is spliced from 2 exons. Gene Ontology annotation, biological process: ergosterol biosynthetic process. The record is from RefSeq and is a predicted model, not a curated record. Gene Ontology annotation, cellular component: endoplasmic reticulum. NCBI's taxonomy places the organism in Eukaryota, Fungi, Ascomycota, Eurotiomycetes, Eurotiales, Aspergillaceae. The annotation marks the transcript as partial.
AAAAUUCAAUUUAAAUGUUCGCCUCUUCCUUUCCCCAGGACCCGACCAAUUCACAAGAUGCCUUCGAAAUCCUCCAGGUCCUCCAGCUCCAGCUCCGGCUGUGGCUGCCGCUGCUUCUCCUUGAAGACCCUCAGCUUCCUCGCCAUCUUCCUGGCGCUCUUCUCCGCCGUCUACCGCUACCUCGACGCGCGCCUCGAGCAGUUCUACAUCUUUGACCCAGAGCACCUGCACGACCUCUCUCAGCGCGCCAUCAGCACCCAUGGCGAAGACACCCGCUCCAUCGUCAACUUCAUUGUUGCCGAGCUCGAGCAAAAGGUGGGCCCUAACUAUCUGAGCACCGAGGAGGAGUGGGUGUUCAACAAUGCCGGCGGUGCCAUGGGCGCCAUGUACGUGAUUCACGCCAGUAUCACUGAGUACCUGAUCAUCUUCGGCACCGCCAUCGGUACCGAGGGCCACACCGGCCGCCACACCGCCGACGACUACUUCAACAUCCUCCAGGGUACCCAGCUGGCCUACGUUCCAGGCGAGUUCAAGCCAGAGGUCUACCCGGCCGGCAGCGUGCACCACCUGGUUCGCGGCGAGGUCAAGCAGUACAAGAUGGACGAGUCUUGCUUCGCGCUUGAGUACGCCCGUGGCUGGAUCCCUCCCAUGCUGUUCUUCGGCUAUGCCGAUACCUUCUCCAGCACCUUGGACUUCCCCACCCUGUGGGCUACCUCACGCAUUACUGCUCGCGAGAUGAUCUCCAACUUGCUGCAGUUCAAGCUGUAAAUUAUUUUACAGUUUUAGGAUUCUGCUAGAUGGAGCUUCUGUUCAUUGACAAGCCCCGAUAUUUUAUACGUGGCAUGUACAUCAUAGGAAUUGGAGGAUCAUGUUGGAUUAAGUGAUGGGGUGUUAUUUUUCGGCGCCGCAAAAGUUACUUGCGAGAUUACUUAAUGGGUACUGCAUAGAGAAUUAACUAAUGAAUGUUCGGC